Molecule: messenger RNA, 1335 nt
Organism: Drosophila mojavensis
Lineage: Eukaryota; Metazoa; Arthropoda; Insecta; Diptera; Drosophilidae
Product: mitochondrial cardiolipin hydrolase
Exons: 1
Coding region: 602-1282 (226 amino acids)
Molecular function (GO): RNA endonuclease activity producing 5'-phosphomonoesters, hydrolytic mechanism
Source: RefSeq, a predicted model, not a curated record
UGUAGUAGCUGUAGUAUGAAACUGCAAACAUAUUCAAAUUGUAAGUAUAUAGAUUUUUAAUACCAAUCAGGAAUAUAUAGUUUCCAUAUAAACAUUUUUAAAUUUCUGGUUCCAUGUGAUACGAGCAUCGACAGCUACACCUACUCUACUCUUUACAGCAACAAGUCUAUGCGAUACAUAUUACAAAUUACAAAAAGAAAAGUUAUAAAAUUUGCAAUUUACGAAGUUUUUUUGUGGCACCUAGAAAGCUGAAGUUUUCGUUUUUUUUUUUUUUUCUGUUUCCUUUGUUAUUUGCGAGAAAACUUGGUCGUCUAAAAACUACGUUCGAAUGCUGUUGAUAACAAUAUAGAGCUGGAAGCCAAUGGAAUUCGGAAUUUGUUAUAAAAUAAUUAAAAUAUUUCCAAUUAAUUUAAUGUACAUAUAAACAAAAGAUUCAGGUAGUAUGUUAAAUAGCAUAAACUGGCAACGCCAAUAUUUGCAGCUAGCAAAGCCGUUACGUUCCAGGCUGGCAAUACCGCAUUUAUGACAAGGUGGCAGCCCUUCAAUCGCUUUUGAAAAUCUGCCAUUGCACUUGUCAACUGCAAACAACGAAAAGUCGAAAAUGUUGUACUAUUUAAUAAAAUUUAUAAAGCUUUGCUUUAAUAAACCAAAUAAUUGGAGAGCGCACUAUGCCAAACUGAAGCGGGAGUGGACGAAGGAUCGCAUCGGAAAGCGCGUAAAUCAGACUGCGUUCGUUUCCUUUCAGUAUUUCCGAAAUCGUUCUUUGCUGCAUAAAACCGAUGCGCCCGAUGCGAAAUGUGACGCUGCCAGUUGCUUAAGGAGGCAACUGAAAUACAUCAUUGACCCCAUAGACCAGGCGCAGUAUUCAAUCGACGUGGCGAUCUAUCUGAUGGACUCCUGUGACAUUGCCGAUGCACUGCGUCGUGCCAGUGAGCGUGGAGUGAGAGUGCGCGUGGUCUGCUUCAAAAACUAUGAGUUGCUACAAGAGUGUUUCGACAAUUACGUAUUGCUGCGCAGACUAUCUGUAAUACGAAACCAAAUGCGUGAGAUGACGAUGCAUCACAAGUUCUGCAUCAUCGAUGGAUACAUUGCCACGCGAAAACAGAUGCCAAAGGCCUUGACCGUUUGCAUAACUGGCUCCAUGAACUGGGUGAUGCUGCCCAGAAACUGUGAAGAUUGCCUCGUCACCAGUUCGCCCAGGGUAGCCAAGCGACUGGAGCAGGAAUUCGAGCGCAUCUGGAUGUUGUGCGAGAUGCCAGAGAAUGCAAACUAUUUAAAAUAAUGUCUUAUUGUUUAUAUUUAAUAUUUUAUAUAUAAAUAUCCAUUAUAUAUAUA